Peronospora matthiolae is the source of this 684-nucleotide messenger RNA. NCBI's taxonomy places the organism in Eukaryota, Oomycota, Peronosporomycetes, Peronosporales, Peronosporaceae. The record is from the annotation of a GenBank genome assembly.
AUGAAGAAGUACACGACAGUGGAAUCCCUUCCCGUUGUGUUGACGCUGAGCGUGAAGCAUUUUACAUACCAUCCGGAACAGGGACCUGUCAAGUUACAGCAGUUUGUAAAGUAUCCGCAUUUUCUGGAGUUCCCAACACAGCUACUGUCAGCUGCUUGUCGUGCGGAGAAUGGAUUGGACUCGUCAGAUGCUGCGCCCGUCCAUGGUUCUGGCCCGUUGACUCCUCUUCCUGUGUACGAGUUGUUUGCAGUCGUGUCGCACCUGGGCAAGUACGUGGUGGGAGGUCACUACACUUGCGUAUGCCGCGACAACAAAGACCAGUGGUUUCGUUACGAUGAUGAGCAUGUAACAUCGAUCUCGGAGGCUGCGGCGCUCAGUGAGACUGCUUACUUGUUGCUCUAUAUCCGAACAAGUAAACAGCCACCUGAACCGGUUGUAGUGCCACCCUCACUUUCAAGCUCCCCAUUUAUCAAGGCGACGAGCGUCAGUGCCCCAAGAUGCAAGAGUAGCAACGUCACCGGAAAAAAGUUCCUGGUGGAAAGAAUUGGAAAACAGCCUGCAUCUGCGUCAUCAGUACUCCCUCCGGCACCUCGACUGAUUCCAGGCAUGUCUCCAACAAAACUAGCCGUGGCAACAACAUCGAAGGCAAAGAAGUCUAGCAAGAAGAAGAGCUUGAGGGGGUAG